AACACGGAAGUAGGAGUCAAACACACCGGAGUUGUUGUGGAAGCAGCCGCUCAGCACGUCUCUCUCUCUCUCUUUCACGUGAAACGUCCCGAAAACCAAACAACACAACAUUUACAACUCAAACGAUCAUAAACAAACAAGUGGGUUUUAUGUAUUAUGAUAAACGAGCCGCAGACUCGGCCCCGGAAGUAGGUUAGCUUCACGUAAGCCCGGAAACGCACCCCACCUGGCUCAGCUAACUGUCAGUCAUUCCAGUGACUGAUCAUCAUGGCGUCUCUUGGUGCUGUGUCGCUGCUGGGCUUCAAGCGGCUGUCUGUUUACCUGGAGGACUGCAUGAAGGCUCCGGCAGACCUGAGAUCAGCUGCACAGCAGGAACCAGAGGCUUCUUCAGAUGACGUCUCCAUCGUCUUUCUGAAGGAUCUCUCCGUCUGCACGAAACCCUCUGGUGUGAACGCUCAGAUCGUGCAUCAGGCCGUAGAGCAGAGUUCCUCCAGCAUCGAGGUGGAGUUGGAAGAGGACGACAAGCAGCUGAAGGCCGACACCAAGAUAAACCUCAUAAAGUUGGAGUCUAAUCAGCAGCUACAGAGGCGCCGGUCAGAGAUCAACGUAUACAAAGAAGAGGCAGCGUGUGAAGACAGAGACUCAAACUCAGAGGGAACUAAUCCUGGAGAAAUCGACCGACUCCAGCUGAGUCACACAGCAGCUGCUGGGAAGCCGUCAGUGCUUCAGGAAGAUGGCAGCUCAGACUUACAGAACCAUAAACCAUCCGAGUCUCUGAAAUCAUCUAAACUGAGCAAUGUAGAGGCUGGUCAGGAGGAAGCAGGCUGCUCAGAUCAGAGAAGUGUCUCCACAGCAAACAUCAUCACACCAGAGCAACAGGACACUGGAGACGUGGACACUGGCUAUGGAGGGAGACGCAACGUCCUCCGACACCAGCGGCGUCACUGCAGCGUGUCGGUCCGAACGCUGAUUCCCUCAGAGGAGACGCAGCCGGAGACGUUUCCCUGCAGCAGAUGCAGCCGGACGUUUCGGACUAAGCAACACUUGGGGCUUCAUGAGAAAGCUCACAAAGAAAACCAGGAGGGGAAAGAUGCUCGGCGAGAAAGAUGUCACAGCUGCUCACAGUGCAGCAAGAGCUUCUACCUGCUGCAAACCCUGAGGCAGCACCUGCUCACCCACAGCGGAGAGAAGUCCUUCAGCUGCUCCGUCUGUGGGAAGCAGUUUGGGAGAGAAGGAACUCUGAGGGAGCACCAGCUGAUCCACACCCGGGAGAAAACGUUCACAUGUGAGCAGUGCGGCAAGACGUUCGCCAGAAGAGGAGAUCUCAGGAAACACAUGGUGAGUCACUCUGACGAGAGGCCGUUCAGCUGCAGCUUCUGCACCAAGAGCUUCAAGCUGGUGUCCAAGCUGAAGCAGCACGAGCGUCUCCACACGGGGGAGAAGCCGUACCAGUGCUCGCUGUGCUCCAAGAGAUUCAGGAUCCACGUGUCGCUGGCCGUGCACCACCUCACCCACACGGGAGAGAAGCCCUUCAAGUGCACCAUGUGUCCGAAGGCCUUCAGCGACCGGAACAACCUGAGGAAGCACCAGAUGAUUCACUCCGGAGAGAAGCCGUACAGCUGCUCACACUGCGGCAAGAGCUGCCGCCUGCUGCAGCACCUGCUCAUCCACCAGCGCAGCCACACGGGCGAGAAACCCUUCACCUGCGACCAGUGUGGGAAAGGAUACGCCCGUCUGUCCACUCUGAAGACACACCAGUCCGUCCACCUGGACAAACCACUCCGCUGCUCCCUGUGUGGGCAGGAAUUCAAGGGUCUGCCGGAGCUGACCGAUCACGAGUGCAAGGAGACGGCUGAGAAGCCUCACCGCUGCUCGCAGUGCGGCAAGUGCUUCAGCCAGGCCGUGAACCUGAAGAAGCACCAGCUGAUCCACUCUGGACAGAAACCACACGACUGCAAACAGUGCGGGAAGCAGUUCAACCACAGGAGCAACCUCACGAAGCACACCCGCAUCCACACGGGAGAGAGGCCGUUCAAGUGUGAGCUCUGUGGGCGGAGCUUCAGGCUCCUGCAGCAUCUCACUAACCACCGAGCAACGCACAACAAGAAGCCGACGCACAAACAGACUGUGUGA
Pleuronectes platessa (European plaice) is the source of this 2133-nucleotide messenger RNA. RefSeq names its product zinc finger protein 883. NCBI's taxonomy places the organism in Eukaryota, Metazoa, Chordata, Actinopteri, Pleuronectiformes, Pleuronectidae. Bases 268 to 2133 code for a protein of 621 amino acids. Gene Ontology annotation, molecular function: RNA polymerase II transcription regulatory region sequence-specific DNA binding; DNA-binding transcription factor activity, RNA polymerase II-specific. Gene Ontology annotation, biological process: regulation of transcription by RNA polymerase II. Gene Ontology annotation, cellular component: nucleus. The transcript is spliced from 4 exons. The record is from RefSeq and is a predicted model, not a curated record.